Molecule: messenger RNA, 3034 nt
Organism: Coffea arabica (coffee)
Lineage: Eukaryota; Viridiplantae; Streptophyta; Magnoliopsida; Gentianales; Rubiaceae
Product: deSI-like protein At4g17486
Biological process (GO): protein deubiquitination
Molecular function (GO): deubiquitinase activity
Source: RefSeq, a predicted model, not a curated record
AUAGGUCUGAAAAAAUUCAUGUGUCUUAAACUAUGAUUAACCAAAGUAAGAAACAAUUAGUGCUCCACCUUCCUCAAUCGGUAUCAAGAUUCAUUCAAGACGUUUGGGUCGGGGUAAUAGAAAAAUCAGUCCAAAAAAGACAUCUUCUUACUUUGUCUUGAAAAUCGGACAGAUGUAAUAAAACAUCUUCCACUGUCAGAAAUUCCCACCAAUUAAUUAAUUCAUCCCUCUAUGCCACUCCUCCUCUUCUCUCUCUCUGAUCCGAAGAAACACACCGCCCCAACUGUCUCCUUCCUGAAUCACUGACAGCAAAACUUCCAACUUUACACAUAGUCACAGAUAUUAAAGGGUUGUCGUUGUUUUCGUUGUCCGGUGGAAGCUGAGGUUUGCCUUGUAGAGUCAUAGUUGGAGAACGAGGGUUGUUGGUAAAAAAAAAUGCGGUUGUUUCCAUUGAGCUCGAGUUCGAGUUCAUCAAAGGAUCGGAAUAGUAAUGGAGAGAGAAAUCGGGUCUCUUUGUAUUUAAAUGUAUAUGACCUCACAAAUAUAAACGACUAUCUCUACUGGUUCGGGCUUGGGAUUUUUCAUUCCGGCAUUGAAGUACAUGGUUUAGAGUAUGGGUAUGGAGCACAUGAGUAUCCAACAAGUGGGGUGUUUGAAGUUGAACCCAAAAAUUGCCCUGGUUUUGUUUUUAGGCGGUCAGUCCUUUUGGGUAGCACCGACAUGACUCGUUCAGAAAUUCAGUCAUUCAUGGAGCAUCUUUCUAGCAAAUAUCAUGGAGACAACUAUCAUCUGAUUGCCAAGAAUUGCAAUCAUUUCACCGAUGAUGUUAGCGUGUGUCUCACAGGAAAGCGAAUUCCUGGAUGGGUGAACCGACUAGCACAUUUAGGUUCUUUCUUCAAUUGUCUGCUGCCAGAGAGCAUUCAGAUUCAAGCAGUAAGACUCCCUGAUCAUCAAGCAUAUUCAGAUGAUGGGACAGAUUCUGUAGGAUCAUCAGUUUCAGCAGAUGUUGAAGAAGAGGAGCUAGAUCAUCAUCUACUGACGGUUACAAACAGUGAUGUAGCAUUUUUGAAGGAAAAGCCAGUGAGGCUAACAAAGGAGGCUCUUUGACUUGUAUUUUUCUUCACCUUCCCAUUUAUUGGUUUCAUCUUGGCCUUGUUGUUUGUGGUAAUUGUAUAAAAUCUAACUGUACUAGUUACUAUAUCAUCUGAGUCAAUUUGUUUGAGUGUAAAAUAGCAAGUGGCGAGGAACUGUAGUCACUUCCGUCUUAGUGCUUAAAGUAACUCAUCUUUGUUUGGUCAUAUUGUUAGAAAAAAAAAACCAUUACUUUUUGUUCAAACUAAUUGUUGUUUCAAUUUUAAGUUGGGAAGAAGUUGCACUUAGUUCAGCUAUUGGACGUAUUGCACAUUAAACAGAGGGAAUGACAAAGGGAACCAUGCAAUAUAUAGCUUGGAGCUGUGCAAGACUUGCAAAUGAUUGUUUAACAGAUUUUCUCAUCAACCAAGUGCCUAACCAAGUUCGUGCCCACCUCAGGGUCUACGGAUGUUGGCUGUUGGACUUGAAUAUUAGCUAUGCAGCCUCCAUUGUUCGCCUCUCUAUCCCUUGGAUCUCCUUGUUUCUAUAGGACACAAGUUUCAUUUUGCAGUUUUUUCAUUCUCAUAUCUUGCAUGGCUUGGAGAGAUUCUUCUGGUGCAGCAAAUGAAGAUGGCAAGACAGGAUUGGGCAGACCAGUAAACAAUUUUAUGGGUGAUGUUACCUGUCCAGACGAUAGUGGACAAACUCCCUCUGCUGAUUUUCCAACUAACGAAACCAGUGAAAAAGUUGCUGCUUAAGAGGAAGUGAUCAAGAAAAAUGUUAUAACUGUAAUGAAUUAUGAACAAGAGGAGUUGUUGCGAGAUAGAAGAAGAGAUGGCUGCUCUACAUAGCAAGAUAGAAGAACUGAAGGAACUCGGAAAGCGGUUCAUUCCAUCCACAAUGGUAAAAAAUUUCUCUUAUUAAGUUAUAAUGGUAUUGCUUGUUCAAGUUUGCAGUUUUCUACUACCAGUUGAUUGACACUAUAUACAGUUGAACUUAUUAGUAAACCAUCAGUACGAGCAACUGGGUGGCAGCUAAUCCAGGCUGUUUUCGGGGGAAAUGUCACCGGCAGCCAAAGAAGGAAACAACCGAAAACCCUCACAAAUUGUGAGUCACAAUGUAGUUGAUCAAAGCCUGUCUAAUGAACCUCAUGGGAAAGGGACAGAACCAAGAAAGUUAGCCAUUACGCGUAUGUAACUGUAACUUGCGUUCAAAUUGAGCCACUCGACAGAAAUUGUUUCUUGACGCCAUUGGACCAAAUGCAUAAUCCAAACAGUACUUGAAGACUUGAAAAGGCUGCAUAGCCCAUAACUGGUAUCAUAAUUCAUAAGCACCCAGCUCAGUAUACUGACUUUUCUUCUUUUUUUUCCCCAGAGACUAAAAUCAUCCGAGGAGAAGUAAUGGAAUUUGUAGCCCAUCUCAAGCAUCAUUAUCGAUUGGAGAUGUAUAAAGAUUCAAGUAUAGGACCAUGGAAUUCAAGUAUAGGACCAGAGACUAAAAUCAUCCGAGGAGAAGUAAUGGAAUUUGUAGCCCAUCUCAAGCACCAUUAUCGAAUGGAGAUGUAUAAAGAUUCAAGUAUAGGACCAUGGAAUUCUUGCUCGUGUCAUUUCUGCCACAGAAAGCCUUUCGAAGUAGAGGCAGUCUCUCUUUACCAAAAAGAAGAUGAAAGAGAUGCCAUAUACGGUUUUUCCUUCAUGAAAUUUGUGCUCAAUUUCAAUUGCCUCAAGAGUGGAACCAUUCCUGUCACUCUGAGGAUCCUCUUUCGCUUUACGAAGUGGAAUCCGGUGCUCCUCAGAAGUUCCAGUGCCAUUUAUGUGGAUCCAAUGGUUCAAAUUUUGUGUACCAUUGUGCAAUCUGUAAGUUCAGCAUAGACCUUCUUUGCAUUAACUUGAAGCCUACCAAGAAAUUGGAAGUUCACGCCCCUGAAAACAACCACCGGCAUCCCCUAUUCAUAUUUGAAGCA